Molecule: messenger RNA, 963 nt
Organism: Phaethon lepturus (White-tailed tropicbird)
Lineage: Eukaryota; Metazoa; Chordata; Aves; Phaethontiformes; Phaethontidae
Gene: SPRY1
Product: sprouty homolog 1, antagonist of FGF signaling (Drosophila)
Exons: 1
Coding region: 1-963 (320 amino acids)
Biological process (GO): negative regulation of MAP kinase activity; animal organ development; negative regulation of Ras protein signal transduction
Cellular component (GO): cytosol; membrane
Source: RefSeq, a predicted model, not a curated record
AUGGAGCCCCAAGGUCAACAUGGCAGCGGAGGUUCACUAGUGGUGAUUCAGCAGCCCUCCUUGGACAGCCGGCAACGGUUGGACUAUGAACGAGAGAGCCAGCCCGCAACCAUCUUGUCACUGGACCAGAUCAAGGCCAUCAGGGGCAGCAACGAAUACACCGAAGGUCCAUCUGUGGUGAAAAAAUCUGGUCCGCGGACAGCACCGAGGCAAGAGAAGCAUGAAAGGACUCACGAAAUUAUACCAAUCAAUGUGAAUAAUAAUUACGAACACAGACCCAGUCACGUGGGGCACGUGGCCCAUCAGCAUAACGCGAGGGCUCCCGUCUUGAGCAGGUCGACCAGCACGGGGAGCGCGGCUAGCUCUGGGAGCAACAGCAGUGCUUCCUCAGAGCAAGGACUGCUGGCAUGGUCACCUCCAUCCCGGCUGGGCUCAGGCCACAGACCCGAUCGGACAAUCCGGACGCAGCCCAAGCAGUCGUCGCUGAUUGUAGACGACCUGAAGGGUCCUUUGAAAGAGGACUUGGCGCAGCACAAGUUCAUCUGCGAACAGUGCGGGAAGUGCAAGUGCGGCGAGUGCACGGCCCCGAGGGCCCUCCCUUCUUGCUUGGCCUGCAACCGGCAGUGCUUGUGCUCUGCGGAGAGCAUGGUGGAGUACAGCACCUGCAUGUGUUUGGUCAAAGGGAUCUUCUACCACUGCUCUAACGACGAUGAAGGGGACUCUUACGCGGAUAAUCCCUGCUCUUGUUCCCAGUCACACUGCUGUUCUAGGUACCUGUGCAUGGGAGCGAUGUCCUUGUUUCUGCCUUGCUUGCUCUGCUACCCUCCUGCAAAAGGAUGCCUAAAACUCUGUCGAGGGUGUUACGACCGCAUCAAUCGUCCAGGUUGCCGGUGCAAGAACUCCAACACGGUCUAUUGUAAACUGGAGAGCUGCCCCUCCCGGGGUCAGGGCAAGCCCUCAUGA